AUGGCCGCGAAAGCAGAGCUCCCGGACUGGCCAGAGUACCCGGAGGAUUUCCCCCUGGCGCACAUCAACUCCAAAUCCUGGAUUUCUCCUCACGCCAUCCGCGCCCUGGCGCGCAGGGAGGCGCACGGAUCCGCAGACGCGGGGAUCCCGCUGGACAAACUCGUGCCAAUGAGCAGAGUCCCGGAACGCGUGUCCGCGGGGAGCCUGGCGGAGGCAGAGCCCGGGAGGGCGGCGGAUGGGGGGAAGGCGGGUCACGUCGGCCCGCAGAGACACCGGCGCGUCGCCGCCAACGCCAGGGAGAGGAGGAGGAUGCACGGCCUCAACAAAGCCUUCGACGAGCUGAGGAGCGUCAUCCCGUCUCUGGAGAACGAGAAGAAGUUGUCCAAGUACGACACGCUGCAGAUGGCGCAGAUCUACAUCACGGAGCUGUCCGAGCUGCUGGCCGGCGUGGUGCACCCGGAGAGCAGGAGUCCCGCGGCGGACCGGAGCUCCGGCAGGAGGAGCCUGAUCCACUCCCUCCUCCCCCCGGCCCCCGGCGCGCAGAACCCGAAGGCGCUGCCCGGGGAGCAGCGGGACCAGCCCGCCUCCUUAGGACGCCUCAUUAUACUCGGACCAACAUCCGACCUGGAGUCAAACCAGUCCUCCAACAGCAGUGAUGGAGAGUCCUCUCACCUCAGCGACCUGGAGGAGAGUCAGAGUCUCAGACUGUGA
Salarias fasciatus (jewelled blenny) is the source of this 711-nucleotide messenger RNA. It is a transcript of the gene atoh1b, whose product is annotated as atonal bHLH transcription factor 1b. Bases 1 to 711 code for a protein of 236 amino acids. The transcript has a single exon. The record is from RefSeq and is a predicted model, not a curated record. Gene Ontology annotation, molecular function: protein dimerization activity; DNA-binding transcription factor activity, RNA polymerase II-specific; E-box binding. Gene Ontology annotation, cellular component: nucleus. Gene Ontology annotation, biological process: axon development; sensory organ development; positive regulation of transcription by RNA polymerase II. NCBI's taxonomy places the organism in Eukaryota, Metazoa, Chordata, Actinopteri, Blenniiformes, Blenniidae.